ACUGCGGGUUGACUUCCAUCCCUUGUGGACUAACAGUCAGCGUCCGACAUCUUCACCAUGUUUCGUACAGUCACCCACGGUAGCCGGAUACUCUCCUUGUGUUUCGUCUUAUGGGCAUUGGUUGCUGUCGUUUCGUCAGCACUCUCGAACCCCGCCGAGCUGCGAAGGUGUCCGCGGUGCAGCAAGGACACCUUGAACGACAUCGUCUGGGGUACCGCCAGAGAUGUGCCUCGCUGUGAUAAACCCAUUCGCUGUAAGGAAGGCCACGUGACCAGACAGGCCUGCGGAGCUCCCAUGUCUAUGUACGUGAAACAAUGCUCCAAUGAGGUUGGUAAGGGGCGCAAGAAGGCGCCAUGUGGUUACGUGGGGGAUCCCUUCCAUACUUGCGGCGCACCACGCUUUCACUCGAACCCCCAAGCGUGUAAGUGCCCUCGAAGUGUCAUCGAGUCGCAAUCGGACUACGGAAGCAGCUCACAAUCAGGCCGGAGCUCUAGCAGCAGCUUCUGGGGCUAAUUCUACUGUUACAAGUCAACCACAUCAUUCAGAAGUAAUCACUGGUUCCAUGAAUUCACACCCAUGUUCCUAUGUAUAUAUUCAAAUUCAAACCCAUGUUUCUAUGUAUAUAUUCAGUUCAUUCAAAACUCUGUUAGGGCAUUGGAUUGCAAGAAUCAGCAAUCCCAACCAAAUUUGUGACUGCUACAUUUAUAGGUCAUUUGUUACUUU
Puccinia graminis f. sp. tritici CRL 75-36-700-3 is the source of this 723-nucleotide messenger RNA. RefSeq lists its product as uncharacterized. Lineage: Eukaryota; Fungi; Basidiomycota; Pucciniomycetes; Pucciniales; Pucciniaceae. The record is from RefSeq and is a predicted model, not a curated record. Bases 58 to 513 code for a protein of 151 amino acids. The transcript is spliced from 2 exons.